UCUCACUCACCAAACUACCACCCAACUCUCCUCUUCAUUUUCUCCAGUCUACCUCGCCAUCAUGGUCGCGACGACAACAGAACAACUUGCGGCAUUAGAAGGCACAACAGUUGUUGUACAUCCGCUUGUCCUUCUCUCCGUUACAGACCACCACGCGCGAUCUGCUGCCCGAACGCCAAACAAACGAGUGAUCGGUAUCCUUCUAGGUCAAGACAACGGCAAGACCAUCAAUGUUGCCAACUCCUUCGGUAUUCCGUUCGAGGAAGAUGAGAAGGAUAGUAAGACAUGGUUCUUGGACCAUAACUACAUUGAAGGAAUGUGGGAGAUGUUCAAGAAGGUCAACGCGAGAGAACGGAUGAUUGGGUGGUAUCAUACCGGACCGAAACUUAGGGCGUCGGACCAGGAGAUUAAUGAUUUGCUCAAACGAUACAUUGCAAGACCAGUCAUGGUCAUCGUGGACGUCCGACCACAUACAGUUGGUAUCCCUACAGAUGCUUACUUUGCGGUUGAGGAGAUCAAGGAUGAUGGUACAGAAACACGCAAGACCUUCCUCCACGUCCCCUCAGCAAUCGAAGCUGAAGAAGCCGAAGAGAUCGGUGUCGAGCACCUUCUCCGUGACAUCAAAGAUUCCACCACAACCACCCUCGCCACCCGCGUCUCCGAACAACUCGCUUCCCUGCGCGGUCUCCAAUCACGGAUAUCCGACAUUCAGAAAUACCUCGUAGAUGUCGCAGGAGGCAAAAUGCCCGUGAAUCACCAAAUUGUCUACCACCUACAAGACGCGCUGAAUUUGCUGCCGGAUUUGAAUGACCCGGAGACGACGCAUAGCUUCGUCACGAGCACGAAUGAUGAGCUGCUUGUGGUGUAUUUGAGUAGCUUGAUUCGGGCGGUGAUUGCUCUGCAUGCGUUGGUGGAUAAUAAGGCGAGCAUCGGAAGGGCAGAGUUCGAGGAAGAAGGCGGCCUAGAGAAAGAGAAGGAGCAGAAGAAAGAAACUCCCAAAGAUGAGAAGAAGGAUGAGAAGGCAAAGGAAUCGGACAAGGGACUAUAGAUGCCUCGUUGUAGACUAGCAUUCCUCGUUGAUUGAUCACUAUCUAUGUCUUUGCACUUCAUGGAUCGCGUUGCAGAGACAUUGUCUGAAAAGAGUCAUCCAGAGUUCACGCGU
This is a messenger RNA of Somion occarium, 1162 nucleotides long. The record is from the annotation of a GenBank genome assembly. NCBI's taxonomy places the organism in Eukaryota, Fungi, Basidiomycota, Agaricomycetes, Polyporales, Cerrenaceae.